UAACACAAGCAUGGGCAUGGGCAUGGAGAACAAGAGCGUGGCCAUCAUCGGCGCUGGCGUGAGUGGGCUGGCGGCGUGCAAGCACCUGCUGGAGCGCGGGUGCCGGCCGGUGGUAUUCGAGGCGGACACCGUCGUUGGCGGCGUGUGGGCGCACACCCCGGACUGCACCAGGCUCCAGACCGAGCGGACCAUGUACCAGUACACGGACUUCCCGUGGCCGGAUUCCGUCACGGAGGAGUUCCCGAACAACCGCCAGGUCGCCGCCUACCUCAAUGCCUACGCGCGCCGCUUCGGGGUGCUCGAAUGCAUCCGAUUCGGGCACCGCGUUGCCGGGAUGGAGUACGUCGGUGUCGCCGAGGAGGAGGUGGCGGCGUGGGACGAGUGGGCUGGCUGCGCUGACGCAUUUGGCUCUGGCAACGGCAAGUGGCGCCUCACGGUGGCCGACGCCCAGGGUCAGGUGCAGGUACACACGGCAGACUUUGUGAUUCUUUGUAUUGGAAGGUUCAGCAAUGUUCCCAACAUACCUAAAUUGCCUCCUGGAAAAGGCCCGGAAUCAUUUGAUGGAAAAGUGAUCCACUCCAUGGACUAUUCCAAAAUGGGUAGUCAGAAAGCUAAGGAGAUGGUCAAGGGCAAGCAUGUGACUGUUAUUGGCUAUGGACAUUCGGCCCUUGACAUCGCUAAUGAAUGUGCAAGCUUGAACGGUACUGAGAAACCAUGCACAAUGGUUGUCCGAACCAAGCAAUGGGUCUUACCGGACUUCUAUGCUUGGGGUAUCGACAUAUCAAAAUUAUAUCUAACUCGGUUCGGUGAACUCCUUAUUCAUAAGCCUGGCGAAGGCCUCUUCCUUAGCUUGUUAGCUACCAUCUUGACUCCAUUGAAGUUGAUGUUUUCAAAGUUCGCCGAGAGCUACUACUCCAUUACAAUGAAGAAGCAUGACAUGGUUCCCGACCAUAGUUUUUUUGAGGGGAUGGUGGGAUGCUGGGUUGAACUUGCACCCAAGGAUCAUUACAAGAAUCUAGAGGAAGGCAGCAUCUUGGUUGAGAAGUCAAAGACCUUCAGCUUUUGCAAAGAAGGUGUGCUGGUUGAAGGUGAAUCUACGUUGGUAAAGAGUGACAUAGUUAUCUUUGGAACAGGAUUCAAUGGCGACCAAAAUAUCAAGAGCAUGUUCACAUCGAAAUACUUCCAGAGUAUUUUGAGUGGCUCAACAUCCAUGACUCUAUCACUGUACAGGGAUUGUGUACAUCCCAACAUUCCACAACUCGCAGUCAUCGGAUAUUCAGAGAGCUAUGCAAAUCUCCACACCUCAGAACUACGGGCCAAGUGGCUAGCACAUUUCAUGGAUGGUGGAUUUAGGUUACCGAGUAUUAAAGCAAUGCAUAGGGAUGUCCUAGAAUGGGAGAAGUUCAUGAAGCGGUACUCUCAUGGCGGAUUCCAUGCAUUCUGCAUUGGACUUUUGAAUAACUGGUACAAAGAUAACCUAUGUCGGGACAUGGGAUGCAACCCAAGAAGGAAGAAUGGAAUUUUUGCUGAGUUAUUUGAGGUCUAUGGUCCAAGUGAUUAUAUUGAUCUUCACCCUAAGUAA
Triticum aestivum (bread wheat) is the source of this 1582-nucleotide messenger RNA. RefSeq names its product probable flavin-containing monooxygenase 1. The record is from RefSeq and is a predicted model, not a curated record. The coding region runs from base 11 to 1582 and encodes 523 amino acids. Lineage: Eukaryota; Viridiplantae; Streptophyta; Magnoliopsida; Poales; Poaceae. The transcript has 5 exons. Gene Ontology annotation, molecular function: NADP binding; N,N-dimethylaniline monooxygenase activity; flavin adenine dinucleotide binding.